GAAUCGAGUUAGAGAAACCAUGCCAGAGAUAAAGACGGAGCACUGUUAUGAAGAAUCCACAGACUUUUAAUUUGUUGCCAAUUUUGGCUCUGGCGAGUUUUUUCAUCAAGAUAAGUGGAUUGACCUCUCUUCGCCCGGUGCUGACGGGUCCUGACAAGGCCUACAUCAGAUCCAGGGCUGCUUUCCGCUGUAUUGCUCCAGACUCCUCUUUGCCAGUCACCUACGAGCUGAUGAAGGAUGACGGUGCCUUGAUGGACACAGCCCCUGAUCUCCAAGAUGACCAACCUGCCAUAUUCUCCCUGAAGGUCUCUGCAGCAUCAGAGGGCUCGUACCACUGCAAGGCCACGACAGCAGGAAACACAGCAGUGAGCAACAGCAUCAGGCUGGCCGUAGUCACUCCACCAUCAAACACCCAUGUGACCUCUGAACCCUUCCCUCCAGCUGCAUAUGAGGGCUCACGUGUUGUGCUGAGCUGCAGCGUCACAAAGGGCUCCCACCUUUCCUUCACCUGGUUCUUCAACAGGACGCAAGUGACACCGUCAACCUCUUUCUUCAACCUCACUGAGAACAAGCUAGUGAUGGAGCAGGUGACCCCAGAGCAUGCUGGGUACUAUUCUUGCAUGGCUUGGUCCUGGGUGCAGGACACCAAGAGGUUCUCCAGCAGCUCAGAGGUCCAGGUGACAGUCAAACUUUACGUUUCAAAGCCAAGAAUCUCCUUCUCCAUCUUCAAAGACGGAGACACUUACAGUGGCAACGUGACCUGCUGGUCACCAAGAGGGAGUCCUCCGGCCAACAUCUCUCUUUCUCUUGAAGGCAAAGAAGUUGGAUCUGUCACAGCUACUGAAUCCCUCGCUGCCUGGUUCCUGGUGGCAGUGGUACCAGGUCUAGACAUGGGCAUGAUCCAGUGUCGGGUGACUACUGAUGUGCAGGACUUGAUGAGUGAACCUGUGACUCUGGAAGUGGUCCCUGUUGGAGGUGAUGUGAAAGUUGAGGUUGAAUAUCUCUACAGAGCUGACUCCAAACUGGCCGCCACCAGGCUGAGCUGUCGAGUCAGCAGAGGAACUUUCCCUCACGUCUCCUGGCUCUUAAACAAUUCUGUCCUUCCCCCGGAGACCCGUCAGCCUGGCCUGCAUCACUAUACCCUAACGGAUCAAAGACGAAGUGUCAUCCUGGCCAAGCUCGGCCCAGAGGAGUCUGGGUAUUACCGCUGCAGGGCCAGGGACAGCUAUGAUGACUCCGGGCCCUGGGUGGAGAGCGCCGCUGUGCUGGUUCAAGUCGCAGACAGGAUCCUUAACUCCAUGCCUCCAGAAACAUCUUCCACUGAAACACCACCAACGGAGUUUUUCAUGAACACCAUAGAGGUCGUUACUAUCACGUUCUGCUGCUUCCUGUUUCUGAUGUUGGGAGUGGGUGCGUGCUGUAUGUACAAGAUGCUUGACCACAAACAAGAUCAUGCCCACAUUGCUACAACAAAUUGCAGUCCUGACGCACUUCCUCUGUCUGUACCCGUGUCCCAGUCAGGAGAUGAUACUCUGUUUAUAGACUGUGAUGUUCAGAAUGAGACCGCUGAGAUCACAAGCUUGUGCUUCUGUAGCAAGGAGAGCAGUCAGACAAUUCUGACGCGUCCAGUACUGUUUGGUCCUUCGGAGGCUUUGGUGAAAAGUGUUGUAGAGUUUCAAUGUGAACUGAAAGUCUACCCAGAGAAUGUAGCUAUCCUGUUUAAGCUAUAUAAGGAGGACAACCGUGACAAGUUGUUGGGUGAAUACACCUCCCUGGAUAAGGAUGCUGGAUCCUUCCCCAUAGUAAUCAGACCUUACCAUGAGGGCCCUCUGGAGUGUGUGGCCAAGGCACAGAACAACUCUGAAAUAUUGCCGACUGUCAGCAACACACACUACCUGAAGGUUGUCGAACCAGUCAAAGGUGCAAAGAUCUCCAUCAGUUCAGGUCAAGCGGAGUUCUUUGAGGGAAAGACUCUGGAGCUGCACUGUAAUCUCACGGCUGGAAAUCACGUCUCCUACAAGUGGCUGCUGGAUGGUCAGCCUGUCUCUAAGUCUCACUUCCACUAUUUUGUAGAGAACCGUCUGCUGAUCUACAGAACAACUUCUAAAGACAGCGGUUCCUACAGGUGUGUCGCCUCCAACACCUUCAACAAAACAGAAGUCUUCACCUCCGAAAGCUCUGAAGUUGUAAUUACAGUCAAAGACUUGGUGUCCAGACCGAACAUCUCCUUCUCCGUGGUGAAGGAAGGUUCCCACAUCUAUUCUGCCUUGGUCACCUGUCAGUCAACCAAAGGGACUCCACCUGUCACCUUUUCCCUGUACAACAGAACAGAACUGGUUGCCAAUAUCACAGUCGAUGACAGAAACGCCACGUUUAAGGUUCCAUUGAUCUUGGGCCAUCACUUGGGAUGGCUCCAGUGCCAGGCAAACAAUGGAGACCAGACUGAAUACAGCCAUUGGAUUCCCCUAGAAGUUGUCCCUGUUGGUGGGCCGGUGACGAUGCAUUAUGACCACGAUGUCGGAGAAAACUACGCUGUAGUCGGCUUGAGAUUCUACUGCAAGGCAGAGAAGGGAUCUCUCCAACGGCACCAGUGGUUCCUCAACGAAACCCUCCUACAUGACCGAGGAAGCUUCUACUACGUGGUCCACCAGCCUCCAGAACAGUCGAUGCUCCUGCUGUCUGUAGGGAGGAGCAGCGCUGGAACGUACCACUGUGAAGUGUCAGACAGCUUUGACAACACCACCGCCAUACGCAGCAAGAGGCUGUAUAUGGACAAAGAAGUGUUGAAUCGUCUCCCCCUCCCGGUGGUUGCAGUUGUCUUUGGAUGUUUCUCCGCUCUGGUUCUCCUCGUCACUGUUUGUUGUGUUGCAUCAGUGGGCUGGCGAAAGCAGCAUGGAGGAAAGACUCUGACCUUUGAGAUGGAGGGAAUGACAGUUGCAGAAGAGGACGAGCUGGACCUGUCAGAGUACAAGGAGGAUGCUGAUGUGGUGAACGCAGCCAGAGGCAAUGAAUCUGAUCAGACGUCUGAAGCCUCCGUAGAUGAAUGGCCCCUAAUAGAGCAAGAGAAGAAGACAUUGGAGGAUGAACCAGUUGAGGAGCCCUGAGGGCCCUCCCUGUGUAGAAGCCUUUGACCCCUGCUGUGGCCCCUGUGUCAAAUUAAUAAUGAAAUGAUCAAUUUAUAAUGAUGAACAAUGGAACAAUUCUAACCUUUUUUUUUGUUCAAACAAUAUCUCAUUGUACACAAAAGGAACCCAGAAUGUGAACGUUGUAUAAUAGUUUAACUCUCUGGAGUCUUAAAGGGCUAUUUUGUCCAUUUUUGAAUCCUUUUCAUGUCUUUGCAUGUCUUUGUAAGUCAUUUUGUGUCUUUUUUUGGGUAAUUUUGUGUCUGUUUGUUGUGUCUUUUUUUGUCAUUUUGUGUCUUUUUU
Messenger RNA from Centropristis striata (black sea bass), 3425 nucleotides. Its product is annotated as titin-like. The coding region runs from base 48 to 3104 and encodes 1018 amino acids. The record is from RefSeq and is a predicted model, not a curated record. The transcript is spliced from 23 exons. NCBI's taxonomy places the organism in Eukaryota, Metazoa, Chordata, Actinopteri, Perciformes, Serranidae.